UAUUAUACACUUCAAAAAACCAUGCACACCAAAGUAAUAAUAGAUGCUACUCAAGGAAGUGAACUUGGGAAGAUAAUACUAGUCUAUGUUUUGGAUGCAAUCAUCCGUGUAGAUCAUGAGAGAUAUUUCCUGGACCAACUUCAAAGCAGGGGGUUUCCUAUGAUCAUGUCCUAUGAACAUCAGCAGGCAUGGAAAUGUGUCAUUGGAGAUGCUGUUGAAGCUAGUAGCAGUCUUGGGUCCAGCGAUACGAUCUACCAUUUCAGCACCUCCAGAGGCUGGAAUGCUGCAACCAAUACUCUAUACACCUGCAAAAGAUCCAGAAAAUUCUCCCAGUCUUUAUAAGGAAGGGUGGCGUGCUGGCAAGAUGUGCUCUAGAAUUGAAUCUAAUUCUUCAAGAGUCAUAACAGAUACUGUCUGUCAAAACUGCAAAAAGGUGGCUUCGCUGAUAUAAUGUGUAAUAGGAUUGCAUACACACAUUCAUCCCAAGUUACAGUUCCUAUCACAAUUUUGUCUCAAUGCUCUCUACCUCCUCUAGUCAUACACCGAGUCACUUAAUAUUGGUAGACUAGCUCAGGAAUUUUGUGAGGCAAAGAUUAAAGCAGUAUCAAUCUUGCCUGAGGAGCUUGAAGACAGAAGUAGUCAUCCCUUCCUAGGGUCAUCUUCAGCAUUACUUAAUAUCGGUAUACUAGAGCUCUAGAAUUUUGUGAGGACAGUCUUGCCUGAGGAGCUUCAUGACGGGAGAAGUGAUCCCUGCAGUAUUCGCGUUCAGGCAUUGUGCAAAUUCUCCUGAUUUUGAUGGUCUGAUGUGGGAGAUUGCAGUUUGUGUCUUCAUUACCGUGUAUCUAAUUCUCAUAUAUGUAUGUACGUUGCAAUGUAGAUCCUUCAAUGAUAUAAAUAUA
This is a messenger RNA of Rosa chinensis, 899 nucleotides long. RefSeq lists its product as uncharacterized. The record is from RefSeq and is a predicted model, not a curated record. The coding region runs from base 22 to 342 and encodes 106 amino acids. NCBI's taxonomy places the organism in Eukaryota, Viridiplantae, Streptophyta, Magnoliopsida, Rosales, Rosaceae. The transcript is spliced from 5 exons.